Molecule: messenger RNA, 840 nt
Organism: Myzus persicae (green peach aphid)
Lineage: Eukaryota; Metazoa; Arthropoda; Insecta; Hemiptera; Aphididae
Exons: 3
Coding region: 1-840 (279 amino acids)
Source: RefSeq, a predicted model, not a curated record
AUGGAGAAUUCUUUAAAAAUUAUAAUGUCAGAACGUGGGAAAGAGUUAGUUGUGGUUUCUUCACAUAAAUAUCGUUUUAUAAGAAAACGCAAAGACGAAUUAUUAAAAUGGAUAUGUUAUAACAAAAGUUGUUAUGCCAGUAUUUUAACUGAUGUCAAAAAAACUCAAGUUANUGCCAGUAUUUUAACUGAUGUCAAAAAAACUCAAGUUAUUAAGGUAAUCGGUGAACACAAACAUGAAGCAAUAACAUCUCAAAAUAUUGACCGCCAAGUUCUCAGAGAAAAUUGCAAACGAAAAGCCAGCGAUUCAAUUUCAACUCGACCAAGUAAAAUUAUACGAAAAGAAUUACUGACAAAUAUAAAUGCAAAUAAAAAAUUGAGGACAGCAUACUCGGAUGAUAAAAGUUUAUUAGGAAAAUGGUUAAAAAUGUUUUUUGGUCUACCAUUUCUGCCUUAUCAAAUAGUCGAAGACGGUUUUGUUGAAUUAGUAGGUGAUUGUCCGGAUGAAGAUGGCCUAGAAUUUUCGGACUAUGUAUUAAAUAAUUAUAUACAACCAAAUUGUAUAUUUACAACUAAUAUAUGGGCUGAAGAACCUUCAAUAAAUAAAAGAACAACAAAUGGUCCAGAGAGUUUCCACAGAACUUUAAACGCACAAUUCUAUAGCUCACAUCCACCAAUAUACUUUGUGCUUGAGGCAUUGAAAGAAAUGCAGGCUGAAACCAAUAUAAAAAUAUCCACUAUACAAAAAAAUAUAUCCAAAGCUAUUCCAUCUAAAGAUAUGCAAAAAAUGAACCAUGUUAUAAAACUAUACGACCAAUUUAAAAUAGAUGGUAAUAUAUAA